Exaiptasia diaphana is the source of this 2058-nucleotide messenger RNA. RefSeq names its product EGF-like repeat and discoidin I-like domain-containing protein 3. The record is from RefSeq and is a predicted model, not a curated record. NCBI's taxonomy places the organism in Eukaryota, Metazoa, Cnidaria, Anthozoa, Actiniaria, Aiptasiidae. The transcript has 10 exons. The coding region runs from base 6 to 1874 and encodes 622 amino acids.
ACGACAUGGUCGACGACAUGGUCGUGGAAUAUUUCUGCGUUUGGAUUUUCUUGCUUUUUGGGAUUAUAAAAGGAAAUACAGUCUGCAAAGAUUUAGAGUAUCUCAAAUGYCUCAAAGACAAAGCACUAAUAGGUCACGUGAUAAGGAGCUUCAAYACGAUCAGCGUGGAUGAGUGUCAAACAAACUGCUACAUGCARAGSGAUUGCGUGUCGUACAACUUGGGUCCAGUCAAAGGGCCCGUAAGACUGUGUGAGCUGAAUAGAUAUGAUCACUCGACGUCCCUUUCACUCCUCAAAAUCAGCGACAAGCCAGGUUACGAAUAUUGCCCUAUAAAGAAUCCCUGUUCAUCUAACCCUUGCACUGGACCUAAGCUUUGUAAACCGAGCCUCGAUUGGUUGUCUUUUAUUUGUUGGGAGGGCAUAUGGGAAUCCUGGGGGGGAUGGGUGCAUUGCCCAUGCCCUAAAAGACGUACACGAGUCUGUCGAAAUCCACUGUCAAAUGGAGCAGCGUCCGAUUGUCCUGGUUCAAAUCAAGAAACAAAACCAUGUACACAUCUUUCAGCGUUCACAAUAGACGUCGUGGAUCUUUUUGUUUUGUUUCUUGGAAUACAUCCCACUAGAAGUGAAUYACGAUUCACUGAUCCCAUUCUGUUUGAUUUGUAUCGCGGUCACAAAUUGAACUUACCAAAUUCAGCCAAAACCCAGUCAACUAAAGCCAAAAACAUGAUGGGAUGUUUGUCCAACUGUGUGUCGGUCGACUGGUGUAAGUCGGUGAAUCUAAACACCAAGCCUGGAGAAGAUGGUCUUCGUCUAUGUGAGCUUCUUUCCUCUGAUCGAUUAAAAAACUCGGACGGCUUAAAAAAGAACGACAUAUACGAUUACUUAAAUUUCAAGACUCCUUGUGAUGUCUUUAAUGGGAAGCCAUGCAUUCAUGGAGGCGAGUGUUUCUUGAAAGACGGUAAUUAUACGUGUAAGUGCUACGGAAAGUUUUCAGGAGAUGUUUGUGAGAUAGGUUGCGAUGGUCCUCUAGGAAUGAGUGAUGGACGAAUUCCAGACCAAAAUAUUAGCGCUUCUUCAAUGUUUACCGAUCCAAAUUGCUUUCCAACGAACGCUCGUCUAAACAGAGGAAAUAACAGGGCGUGGUGUUCUCAAGCGAAUUUUAGAUUAGGCGAAGAAUAUAUACAGAUUGAUCUAGGGGUAGUUACAAAGGUCACAAAGGUAGCUACUCAAGGUCGUUCGAUAUUCCUCCAGUGGGUUACCAAGUACAGUCUGUCCUACAGCAACGAUGGGACCUUGUGGAACCAAUACAACGGCACAAGACUCCAUUGCGUCAAGACUCCUUGUGAUAUCUUUAAUGGUAAGCCAUGCAUUCAUGGCGGCGAGUGUACCUUGAGAGACGGCAAUUAUACGUGUUGCGAUGGCCCUCUGGGAAUGAGUGAUGGACGAAUUCCAGACCAAAAUAUUAGUGCUUCCUCAAGUAAUACCGAUCCUAAAUGCCAACCACAGAACGGCCGUCUAAACAAAGGAAAUAACAGAGCGUGGUGUGCUGAACCAAAUUUUCGAUUAGGUAAAGAAUAUCUAGAGAUUGAUCUAGAGGUAGUUACAAAGGUCACAAAGGGAGCUACUCAAGGUCGUUCGACCUACUCCCAGUGGGUUACCAAGUACAGUCUGUCCUACAGCAACGAUGGGACCUCGUGGAACCAAUACAAUGACUGCACAAAGCUCCAUUCCAUAAAGAUUUUCAGUGGAAACAUAAACGAAGAAGGCGUGGUGACUAAUGAUCUUCCCAUUCCAAUCACGGCAAGGUAUAUCAGGAUAAUACCAUUGGGUUACCAUGGCUACAUGUCGAUGAGACUGGAGCUGUAUGGGUGUUAAAACCUUAUUCCACGCCAUGACCACAACUUCAAAAGCAGUCCUUGUCCUUGUCGUUUUGAUAAAUAUGUGUUCUCAAUACCCAAAGAGAUCAAAAUUCUUUUAGUCUUUACACCAGCAGCACAAUAGCACCGGUUUUGACGUCAUAUCCAAGAGGUCCAUAUAAGGAUAUAUGUUAGUAGGACGA